Molecule: messenger RNA, 4253 nt
Organism: Pseudovirgaria hyperparasitica
Lineage: Eukaryota; Fungi; Ascomycota; Dothideomycetes; Acrospermales; Acrospermaceae
Exons: 4
Coding region: 97-4248 (1383 amino acids)
Biological process (GO): phosphorylation; phosphorelay signal transduction system
Molecular function (GO): phosphorelay sensor kinase activity; protein binding
Source: RefSeq, a predicted model, not a curated record
CGAACCUCUCAUGCCACAAUAUGACCAGCUUCCUUCUUCCUAGACUGCCCUCUCACACCAUAUCCACGCACAUCUCAUCUCCGCAGCUAGCUCCGUAUGGACUGCGAUAGCCGGCAACAGGCUGCUGCUGUGCAAGAGCCUGUGGUGGCAGACAACCAUGGCAUCCGCGCAAAGGAGCUGUACAAGUAUUUCAGACCGAACACUAUUGGUGUCAAGCGCAGCUCCGAGCCAGACUCGGUCCUGACAUCCCAGGCACAGCUGCUAGCCUACCGAUUGAAUUGCGACCGCGCCCUCGUCUCCCUCACAGAUCGACAGACGCAGUAUUUUGUUGCUGAGGGCGUUGGCGGGUUCGAUGGUUCGGAGACGUAUGACGAGACGGAAUGGGCAGCUUGUACCAGUGUUCCCAGAGAAGGGCGAUUGUGCGAGCAGACUCUACAACAGCAGCCCAAGAAUCCUGGCGAUCCAGCGUAUUUUGAGAUCCUCAACCUCGCCGAGGAUCCCCGCUACAACCAUCUCCCGUUCAUUGCGGGGCCCCCGAGCUUUCGAUACUACUGUGGAGUGCCAAUCACUACGAAAAAAGGCAUCAAUAUUGGCUCUCUAUUCGCCGUCGAUGUCGUGCCACGCAAGCCCAUUGCUCCCAGGAUGCUGCAAUUCAUGGCCGGCAUCGCAAAGAACGUCAUGACGCAUCUAGAGCUGCUCCGGGACAAGGCGGACAAAAGAAGGGCUCUCAACAUGAACAUGUGUCUUGCGGCGUUUGUCGAUCCAGAGUAUGCAAGCAGAAAGCGGAAGAGAGGCAUGUCUGCCACGAAGAACUCGAUAAUCCAGUCCUUGGCCAAGGAGUCGCUGGCAUCGCCGACCAUGCCGACCUACGACGAUUACACCGAGCUCAUAGACCCUGUGAGUCCUCGACGCAUGUCCGUGGCUCGGAUGGCCAGUGACGAUGUGCUGGAAUCGACGCAUGUAAACACCAAGUCGCAGGCUGAUCAGAAUGUCAAUGUCGAGGAUACUGAGCAUGUCAGCACGUACAAGAGAGCGGCCAGUCUGCUCUACGAGUCCAUGUCGCUCGAGGGCGGAGGCGGUGUUGUGUUCAUGCUUGAUACAUCAAGGGGCACGCAUGCGAGCUUUUCUAACCAAAAACCUACGCCUGAUCCCAGCCAGGCGCCAGACAUACCGGAUAUUCCUACCAGUCCAGAUCGCCGUGGAAGCAUCAGCAGUAUCAUCGCCACACCGACGCAGUUCCUUUCAAACAAAGAGAGGGAGUCGUAUUUUAGCAAUUACAACGAAAAGCCGUGUGAGGUCCUUGGCGGAGCACAUUCUCCGGCUACCUUGGCAAGCGCAUAUCCGUCUUACAUACCCUUACCGCCUUCCGCCCUAGGAAAGAUGAUUCAGAAGUACCCCCGAGGGAAGCUCUUUACUCUUGACGCCGACCUGUACCUCGCUUCGACUCCAUCUAGUGAUGGGCAAACGCCAGGUACCGCGAAUUCGCAUGGCCGGCGUGAUAGCAUGCCCCAGGAUCAACAGAGGGAAGACAUGGAUCAGCUGGCCUUUCACUUUCCAGGAGCAAGGCAGAUCACAUUCGUGCCGUUGUGGGACUCUAUAUCCGGACGAUGGGCACCGUGCUUCAUUUACAACUCGUCACAGUUCCGUACAAUCUCCAGGGCCACGGACUUUCUCUACAGUAUUGCGUUUUGCAAUUGUGUGGCGACGGAGAUCUCAAGGCUGGCGACGCUCAGUGCGGAUCUGCAGAAGCAGAAUUUCAUCGGCUCGAUAUCUCAUGAGCUUAGGUCUCCGCUUCAUGGGAUCCUUGGGUCUAUGGAGUUUCUCAACGAUACCGAUUGCACGGCCUUUCAGCACUCCUUGAUUGAUACUGCCAACAGCUGUGCUGUGACCCUGCUUGAUACCAUAUCGAUGGUCCUGGACUACUCCAAGCUGAACAACUUUGAGCGAAAUGCAGCUCGUAUUGACAGAGACAGAAAGGGGAGGGGCGAGGGCAAGUCGAAUUUCCCGAACCCUUCGCUGAACAUAUACGGCUUCGUCGAUUUGUCCGUGAUUACCGAGGAAGUGGUCGAGGGUGUUGCUACCGGAAAGGAGUUCAGGGACAUUAGCAAAUACGAUACUGCCGAUCUAGCCUUGCCAGCCCGCAGCAGGUCAAUGAGGAGCAAUGCUCCAAACAGUCGCUUCGCAAUCCAACGGGCUGAUGUUGAGAUCAUUAUUGAUAUCGAGCGUCGCGAAAGCUGGUCUUUCUUGACGCAGCCCGGCGCGUUCCGCAGAAUAGUCAUGAAUUUGUUUGGGAAUGCGCUCAAGUACACACAGCGCGGUCAUAUCAUAGUCGCAUUGGACAUUGUCGCCGAUGACAGGGACAAGGGGAAGCCUGCCGAAGAGGCCACCAUGGUACGGCUGCGAGUCAAAGAUACAGGACAGGGCAUCUCGCCACAAUUUAUGCGCUCGAAGCUGUUCACGCCGUUUAGCCAGGAGAAUUCGCUGAACCCCGGGACUGGUCUUGGGCUGUCGCUCGUCAAGGAGAUUAUAGCGAUGCUGAAUGGCGACAUCUCUAUCCAGAGUGAGGUUGGCAUUGGGACGGAAGUCACUGUCAAGCUACCGAUGGCCAAAACCUCGCCUCCUGGGAGUAGUACAACUGCGUCUACGCCAACCUCUGUCACGAGUGUGCCGGACCGGGGGAAGUUUGACUGCAUUGCUGCCUUGCAGACCCUUUGCCAGGAUCGACUCGUUGCCCACUUCUGGACGGAGCACCGGGAGGAGGCGGCGCAUCACGCGCAGAGCGCCGCGUCACUCAAGCAGUGUCUCACACAGUACUUUACUGAGUGGUACAAGUUUGGCGCGGUAGUCGACUGGACCUCGCAGCUGAAUCCGGAUGUCAUUGUUGUAGACGAGAUUGACCUACAGGCGCUUCUGUCUGCACAACGCAAUCUUUCAUCCGCUGAUAAGCACGCCCUCAUUAUUGUCUUAUGCACCAACGCCUCCAGACAUGCUACUGUGAAGGCGUUCUCUACCGCAGGGACUUUGGAGUUUGUCAGUCUACCUGUAGGUCCGUAUAAGCUGGCCACGGCUCUGAAGCUUGGACUCGAGAAAGUGCAUGCAAUCACGAAUGGCCAUAGCGCUACAUCUUCACACCGUAAUUCGAUCGCUGUGGAGACGAUUGUGGAGGGCGUCGAGCGCGCAACACUUGCGCCGUCCAGCGCCGAACAGGCCGACGUCAACAUCAUUCAGGCUGGAAACACUCUUGCUCGCGAGGAUAGCAUGAAUGCGCAGAUGGCCAUGAACACUGUAGAGACAUUAAGUGAUUCACGGCACCCGCAUCAUUCAGCAAAUGCUGGUGCGGCGAACGGUGGCUUCCCCUUUCCCUCGGAUGUUGCGCUCGCGCCCGUAAACAGCUCUACCAGCGGCACUACAACCACACCAGCAUCUACUGAUGCCGCGACUACACCGCGACCUCCCAUCGUGUCGAGCCCUUCAACUCGACCGCCAGUACACAGACAGCUAUCCGCAAGAAAGACCGAGCCAACAUCCUACGAAAACAUCGCCGUCUCACCCAUGAGCACCACCGCAGCCCUCACAAUCACACCCCCAUCCCUCCGCACCCAACCCACCUCCCCCUCGGAAAAAAUCAUCCCCCGCCUCCUCCUCGUCGACGACAACAAAAUCAACCUCCGCCUCCUCCAAACAUACAUGACCAAACGCGCAAUCCCGUCCUCAAAAGUCUUCCUCGCCGACGACGGCAGCGUCGCCAUCUCAACCUUUGAACGCCUCUUCUCCGCCGACCCCCCUACACCCCCGCAGAUCAUCUUUAUGGAUCUCAGCAUGCCCACCGACGGCUUCACGGCUACCCGCCAUAUCCGCCAUAUCGAGGCCCAGGCUUGCGCUAGACUUGCGGCGGGGGAUCGUCUUACGCAGCAGCAGCAACAGCCUCCGGCGCUGAUUAUUGCGCUGACGGGCCUGGCGAGUGAGCGUGAUCAGAGCGAGGCGUUUCUGUGCGGGUUUGAUUUGUAUAUGACUAAGCCGGUUAGUUUUAGGGAGGUGGGUAGGUUGUUGGAUAAUUGGACGGCGAAUGGUGGGGGUGUGGGUGGUGGUGUUGGUGGUGGUGGUGGUGCGACGGGUGGUGCGACGCAGAGCAAGAAGGUGCAGAUUGGUGGUGGUGGUGGUGGUGGUGAUGUGUCUGGGUCUGUGUCUGUGCCGCAUGGUGCGCUUACUGGGGCGGAUGCGCCGGUGUUGAGUCGGGGGGCGCCGUAGGUAGG